AUGAAAUCAGCAACCGGCAUUCUUUGCUUCAUCUGCUUAUUAACACUGCUCAUUCUCAAAGCAGACUACACUCUCCAACAAUUCACAUGUUUCGGCUUGGACCCAACUGACCUUAGCGUCUGUGGAGGAAACGGUUUUUGCACAGCUCAAGACACAUGUGAUUGUCAAGAUCUUUCAUAUGGUGGCUAUAUUCACUCUAACAUCAAUGGUACUCUCAAUAGAUUAGUCAAAAUUGCAAAUGCUCCAAGAAAUGAACAUCUCGUCCUCCAAUUAGACGCCAAUCUCAUCUUGUUUAGUGAUACAGCAGGUUUACCUGAUUGGGCAUCCGGUACCUAUUCUCCAUUGAAUUCAGAUCGUUACAUGAGGAUUGAUAAUAGCACUGGUGCUUUCACACUUCACAAACUUGAUGGAACUGUCUAUGCUACAGUCUCUUCUGGAUGUAAUGGUGGAAUUGGUCCAUUCAGAUUGGUUGUGAGAUCAGAUAGAAAUUUGGCAAUAUACGAUUCUAUUGGAAAGAUCUGCUGGAUUAUUGACAAGUAUCCACACAUUGGUUCAGUCAUGUAUCAUGGAGCCAAAUGUGAUGUUCCAAUUUGCUUUGAUAAGAAUGCAACUGAGGUAUGCUCUGGAAGAGGUUAUUGUAAUGUUCCACAUAAUUGUACUUGUAUGGAAGGUGCCUUUGGUUAUGAUUGUAGAAAUUUCACAUGCUUUGGACUUGCUAUCAAUGAUACCUCUGUUUGUUCUGGACAUGGUCAAUGCAAUAAUUUGAAUAAUUGCACAUGUAAUGAUGGUUAUUUUGGAUCAAAGUGUCAAGAAUUCAACUGUAAUGGAAUUCAUUAUAAGGAAUCAAGUGUUUGCAGUGGUAAAGGAGUUUGUUCUAGUCCUAAUGUUUGUAAUUGCACACAAGGUUAUAGUGGAGCAUAUUGUCAAGAAUAUUAUUGUGAUGGAACUCUUUACAAUGACCAAAAUGUUUGUUCUGGACAUGGCAAAUGUAAUGCUCCAGAUAGUUGCUCAUGUUCUGCUGGUUAUUCUGGUGCCACAUGUCUAGAUUAUACAUGUUAUGGAAUUCAUUAUGCAGAUCAAACAGUUUGUUCAGGAAGAGGUAAAUGUAUUGGUCCAGAUGGUUGCACCUGUCCAACUGAUUUCUCUGGAACAUCAUGUCAAGAUUAUUACUGUAAUGGAAUUCAUUACAAGGAAUCAAAUGUUUGUAAUGGACGAGGUGUCUGCUCAGCACCAACUAUUUGCAAUUGCACACAAGGAUACACUGGUACAUAUUGUCAAGAUUUCAACUGUAAUGGAACUUAUUACAGUGAUGCAAAGGUUUGCUCUGGAAAUGGUAAAUGUAAUGCUCCAGACAGUUGCUCAUGUUCUGCUGGUUUCUCUGGAGCUACAUGUCAAGAUUUCUAUUGUAAUGGAAUUCUUUCCAAUGAUGAAAAAGUUUGUUCAGGAAAUGGAAAAUGUGCAUCUCCAAAUAAUUGUGUUUGCUCUCCUCAAUUUAGAGGUGUCAGUUGUGAAACUAAAGUACCUUCUACUGUUGCUUCCUUGAGUGGAAAUGUUAUUGGAAAGGUCAAUAGCUCAAUUUCCAUUAAGAAGGUUAGCACUCUUCAAAUGAUAUUCAUCUUGGCAUGUGUAAUGAUUUGUGCCAUCUUGUUUUAA
This is a messenger RNA of Naegleria gruberi, 1653 nucleotides long. RefSeq lists its product as uncharacterized. Gene Ontology annotation, cellular component: neuron projection. The transcript has a single exon. Gene Ontology annotation, molecular function: protein heterodimerization activity; protein homodimerization activity; cell adhesion molecule binding. The coding region runs from base 1 to 1653 and encodes 550 amino acids. The record is from RefSeq and is a predicted model, not a curated record. NCBI's taxonomy places the organism in Eukaryota, Heterolobosea, Eutetramitea, Acrasida, Naegleriidae. Gene Ontology annotation, biological process: neuron development; heterophilic cell-cell adhesion.